GGGGGCUGGUCCCCCCUGUCCCUCCUCCCCACUCUCCCCAUGUCACUGCAGGCAGAGGAGGACACUGAGCCGAGAUGUGAGUACUGCGGCAGCCUGCUGAGGCCAUUCCCUUUCCCCGAGGAUGUCCCUUUCCUUGAGGAUGUCCCUGUCCUUGAGGAUGUCCCUUUCUCCAAGGACAUGGAAUACAGAUUCUGCUGCAAGAGCCACCGAGACCUCUAUGAGUUCAUCCUGAAGGAGAGGAAGAGGCUCAAGGAUGCCUGCAGCAUUCCCAGAGCCGUCAGCACCCAUGAAUACCACGGCUCCGAAGCCCAUCAGCUGCAGUCAAAGGAGCAAGAGAACCAGAGGCACCACGAGUUCGGAUUCUCUCCAGUCCCCCCUGACUCCUCUGUAACUGGACUGCACAAGGAGGAGACAAGGCAGCAGGAGAGCCAUCUGUCUAGAGGGUCACCCGUCCUGUCUUUGGAGCCGACUGCCACUGAAGGUUCACACGAAGCUGGAACCACAUCGCCCAAGGGCGAGAUGCCGAUGCCUGCUGGAAGUGUAGCCAAGACCGAGGAGGAGCCCGAGCCCAAGCCUAAGGCUGAGCCCGAGCUCGAGCCCAAGCCUGAGGAGGAGCUCCAGCCCGAGCACAAGGAGGAGACCGAGGCUGAGCACAAGCCCGAGGCUGAGCCCAAGCCCGAGGCUGAGCCCAAGCCCGAGGCUGAGCCCAAGCCCGAGCCCAAGUCCAAAGAGGAGUACGAGCCCAAGGAGGAGCCUGAGGAAGAGCCCAAGCCUGAACCCAAGGAGGAGCCUAGACCCAGGCCUGGGCCCAAGCUUGGGCCCGAGCCUGAGUCUGAGCCCAAGAAGGAGACCACACCCAAGCCCAAGGAGGAGCCUAGGCCCGAGCUUGGGCCCGAGCCUGAGAAGGAGCCCAAGCCUGAGCUUGAGGAACAGCCUAAACCUGACCUCGAGGAGCAGCCCAAGCUCGAGCUCAUGGAGGAGCAGCCCAAGCUCGAGCUCAUGGAGGAGCAGCCCAAGCUCGAGCUCAUGGAGGAGCAGCCCAAGCUUGAGCUCAUGGAGGAGCAGCCCAAGCUCGAGCUCAUGGAGGAGCCCAUGUCCUGCCGUGUCACCAGCUCUGGUUUCAGGCCCCUGGGGAGGAAGGUGAGGAAGAGUAAAUUGGUGCAAAAGUACUAUAAACAUGGAAGGAAAUUCCUUACCCUGCUCCCAGAUGGAACCUCACAGUUAUUCUAUCCAUCUGGAAACCUGGCCAUCAUGGUUACACGAGAGGGAGACCAGAUGAUUUGCACAGUACAGGAAGACGAGCCGAGGACUGCCAAAAUCCGCGCGCUGUUCCAGUCCGACGGCAGGAGCACGUGCUAUUACCCCAACGGAGAUGAGUGGAUAAACAUGAGUAUCCAAGGAGGGCAGUAUUUGGACCAAGCAGGCAGCAGGGUGAAAAGGUGGACGUGGCCAAACAUGUCACCAGGACCCCAUGUCCCACUGAGCCCCAUCUUCAUCUCCUUGAACCGGCACGUGGGGGUCAGGAUUCUGGCCCAGGACAAGAUCAUCAUCUCCUUCCUCGCCAUGGGGCGACAGGCAAAGUUCAACAUGGGGACCAAAGUGCAGGUCGGUGCUGCCGGGGGGCCGCCUGCCCCAGCCCGGCUGGGCAGGGACGAGCUCCUGCUGCAUGCCUUCCGGGUCAGGAUCCUGCAGCUCUUCAACAGCAUGCGGGGAUGCAUCAGCUUUCCUUCCAGUGAGCAGUGGAACAAAAUGCAGCCUCCCGCGUACGUCCUGAGCCAGGCUGCGAAGAUCAUGGAGCUCUGCGCUGCCGCCGACAUCAGCGAGGAGCUGCGCAGCUCCAUCCGGGCCAUAGUAAACGCACAGCUCUGAGCAGCAGCACGUGUGUGGUGUGAGCAGAGACACUCCCCAGCCACGGCACCUGCACACGCUCACGAGGGCUCCCCUCGGCCCUGCCCUGCUGUGAGCAAAGGGCAGCCCGGGGCUCAUCCCCACGGCCCCUCGGGGGUCUCGCCCAGGGCAGGCAGCACCGGCCCACACUGAGCUCACCUUGGCAAUGGAGGCACGAGGGGGCUUUGCUCAGAUCACCACACAGGCACCACUUUGCUGCUCCUGAUGAGGUGGCACCAGCAGGAUGCCCAAGUGUCCCUGGCACCAGUGCUGCUGGCAGCUGAGCUGCCAGUACAAGACAAGGUGGUUCCCUGUGCAGAGAGAGACAAAUGACCACGGAGUACCCAAGGCGAUCACCUACAAUCGGCCCCAGGGAGCACCAGCUGCAGCCCGGGACGAGCUCUGGUUAAAGCACUGCAAACACCAAGCCCUCAGCACGCAUUUAGAGGCCCCUGGGCCACAGGGGCUGCAGCUGGCAGCCCCCCAGAGCUGCCUGGGGUUCACCUGGCCAUCUUUCCCCAGGGUGGCCACACCUGAGCUGUGGAGCUGCCCAAAGAACAAGGCCAAGCCCCACGUGCCCCUCCCGGCACGCAGAGGUUCUCGGGGGGCUUACACACGACAGACACAAGCUCAGUGACCUUGGAAAGUUGGCAUUUUAUGUGGUUUUUCAAUUGCAAUUCCAAGAAUGUCCAUCAGUGACAAACAAGGUACUUCACACAGGAAAUGGGAACUCUUUUAUUUCAAUUAAUGUUUUUGGGUUCUAUUCAGGACAGCAGGAAGGCCCAGCUCAUCUUUCCAACUGCCAAGGAAGAACCGCUGGAGCUGGCCCACAUGAUUAAAGAGCAGCUGAUCUUAAUUUUCACUGAAGUCACCAAAUGAUGUAACUAAUCCGCAUGUAAUUUUGCUUAUAUAAUUCAAUAUAUAACACACUGUUCUACUCUGUCAUAGAUUUUGAAAAAUAUACAAACCUGUUUUAACCACAUUAGAGAGAAUUUGUAGACAGCUGUCAAUUACUCAACAGUUUAGGACAGUAUCAGACACUCCUAUAACUUCAUUUUAAACUACAAAAAGAACAUAAAUUCAUAUAAAAUACAACAGAUUAAACAAACUUUUCUUUUUCCAAGGAAAAAUUA
Messenger RNA from Chiroxiphia lanceolata (lance-tailed manakin), 3020 nucleotides. RefSeq names its product glutamate rich 6 (gene ERICH6). Bases 40 to 1869 code for a protein of 609 amino acids. The record is from RefSeq and is a predicted model, not a curated record. The transcript is spliced from 9 exons. Lineage: Eukaryota; Metazoa; Chordata; Aves; Passeriformes; Pipridae.